Linum tenue is the source of this 4185-nucleotide messenger RNA. NCBI's taxonomy places the organism in Eukaryota, Viridiplantae, Streptophyta, Magnoliopsida, Malpighiales, Linaceae. The record is from the annotation of a GenBank genome assembly.
AAAAGGAAGUUACUUGUUGGAUCGCCGCGGCGGCGUCGGAGAAUCCCGGCGAUCAGCAGAGAGCGACAGGAGCUACGCUCCCCGCUCGCUGAAUAACGGCGGACGGAAAGAACAAUGAGUCGACUGCUGGUCUAUCGCGAAUGCGACAACGGCGGUGGUGGAUUCAUGGGAGAAGGGUUAAUAGAGAAUUGGACUAGAGCCACGCUAAAGGGGGAAAAUAUGGCGGCGAGAAUGAUCGUCAGAGAGCGGGAAAUGUCGGCGAGACGGCAGCGAUUCCGAGAGUUAUCGUUCCUUAAGUACGUAUUGCUGCUAUGCUCUAUCUUUUUUGUUUCCGUUUGUAAUUCUAUUUCGUACAGAUUGCGGCCGAGAACCAAUUGAAGUUGCUAUUCUUGUUCUGUGGACUCCUUAUUCAAACUUAGGCUAUUCGGGUUUUUGGCACUUUGGCAGAUAGGCUCUCUACCGUUUGCAAUCAAAAUCUGUGUACGGAAAUGUUUGCUUGCAGUGUGAUAGACGUUGAACCAAAUUGCUAUAAGGAUGGUGCCAGUAACCUCCAUUUGUUUCAGCCCUUAAGCAUACUCUUCACUAGUUGAGCUAGCUAGCUAACCCAGAGAAAUGGUGCUGCUUCCAGGAAAACUAGAGGUGUUCUCCAUAGAGAUGGUUAGACCAUACAGAUUGGAGACGCAAGUCAACUGGCUGUCCCCAUUCUUUGCUGGUGGCCAAAGCUUUGUAGAGUUAUUGACUCCUUUCGACUAGGCUAUCUGAGGUAAGCUAGCAAAAUGGAGCCUUGUUUGUUUGAUCAGGCAAAAAAGAAUCAGAUUGGAGUUUUGCGAAUGUAGAAUCAAGGGAUUUUGUUUGCGGCAAGAUGCUCCACUAGAGCAUAAUCUUUCACUAAUCUAGCUAGCUAAGCAAACACCAUUAUCUAGCUAGCUAAGUAAAACGCCAUUGAAAUCGUGCUGCUUCCAGGAAAACCAGAGGUGAUCUCCAGAGAGAUGGUUAGGCCAUCUACUGCAACCCCAGACUGCCACAGAAUUCACAGCCUUUCCUUCUUCGAUCAGUUGGCUCCUCCAAUUUACGGCCCUCUUCUCUACUUCUACCUCGACCAUGAAAGCCAUCUCAAUAGUGUUGCUGAUAUUGUCGACAAUAAAAUCCGUGCACUCAAAGUAUCCCUCUCGGAAGCACUAUCCACGUACUACCCACUAGCAGGAAGGAUGGGAGAUGAUCCCUUAACAGUUCACUGUAACGACGAAGGGGUUGUCUUCCUGCAAGCACGGAUGAACACGGAGCUGCCUGCAAUAUUAAACCAUCCAGAUGCAGGCCUUCGAGACGAGGCUCGGAAGCUCUUGUUCCCGGAUGAUCUUUGCUACAAAAGCACGAACCUGAGCAGCCCCUUGGUUGUUCAGGUCACUAGCUUUGAGUGUGGAGGGAUGGCACUAGGCAUCUGCGUGUCACAUAAGAUCCUAGACAUGUCCAGCUUCUGUUCCUUCAUCAACUAUUGGGCCGCCACAGCUUCCACUUUGGGACACAACAUCAAGCAGCCUGAUCAUCAUCAUCUGGAAUUCACUUUAGCUACUUUGUAUCCACCUGUUGAACUACCAGUUACAAAGACUGUCGAGCCUCCGAAGGUCAGAAACGUCGUUAACCAGUUUGUCUUUGAUACUUCCAAGGUCGCGAAGCUCAAAGCUAUUGUGGGGAGCAAAGUCGAGAAUCCCACAAUGGUUGAUUUGGUUUUAGCACUGCUUUGUUCUUGUGCUAUAUCAGCAGCGACGGCCUGCUCCUCAUCCAAAGGUGGUGGUGCGUCCCAGCUGAGGUCGGCCCUUUUGAUUCAAGCUGUGAACUUGCGCCGUAGAUUAAUGUCUCCACUCCCACCUGCUCGUUCCACAGUAAAUCUGUCUUCAGUUUUUGCAAUGUCAAUUGCAGAAGGCAUGAAGAAAGACCUGGUUCUGUUGGUCAGUAUGAUCAGGAGAGUGAAAACUGAGUAUUUCAACUCCUGCGCUGCGGAAUCUGUUGGGAACCAGUUUCGCUCUUUCAUCAUAAAGACAACGGAAGAGUUCAGGAAGGCAAGUACUGAAGAGGAUGCAAAGGUGUACCCGUGCUCCAGCUGGUGCGGAUCCCCAUAUAUGAAGCAGAUUUCGGUUGGGGAAAACCAGUGUGGGUUACAGCUGCUGAUUUUGCGCUGACAGAUGCAAUCAUCUUGUUGGAUACAAGAGACGGACUUGGGAUCGAAGCAGUUGUGUCUCUGGAAGAACACGAAAUGGCUGCUCUUGAGCGUGACCAAAAGCUCCUAGCCUUUGCUUGGAUCAACCCGGUUGUUGGUCCAGUAAUGAUCCGGUCCAAAGUGUAGAGUACCAUGCUCAUCUUGCAGACCCUAAGACCAGAAAACUUCACAAUCGAGGUGACUAAACCAUGACACUUAGCUUCAGAUGAAGAUUUAGCCACAACGGCUUGUUCUGGCCUUUCAAGUAACUGGCAAAGAAGAUUGGAGACAACAAAUAACCUGGCUGUCGUCUGGCUGUCUGAGGUGAGCAAGCAAAGCUGAAUUCGUUUGGACUUUUGCAAAUUGGGAAGCAAGAGGAAUGGUGCUGCUUCCAGGAAAACCAGAGGUGUUCUCCACAGAGAUGGUUAGACCAUCUAUUCCAACACCAGACAGCCACAGAAUUCACAGGCUUUCCUUCUUCGACCAGUUUUCUCCACCAUUUUACGUCCCUCUUCUCUACUUCUACCUCAACCAUCACCAUCAACCGAAUCAUGAAGAUACUUCCCUUGCUGAUCUCGUUGACGACAGAACCCGUGUGCUCAAACGAUCCCUCUCGGAAGCACUGUCCACAUACUACCCUCUAGCUGGGAGAAUGGGAGAUGAUGAAGAUGAUCCAUUAACGUUUCACUGUAACGAUGAAGGGGUCGUCUUCCUUCAAGCACGGAUGAACUCGAAGCUGUCUACAGUUUUAAGCCAUCCAGAUGGGGACCAACGCGACGAGGCUCUGAAUCUCUUGUUCCCGGAUGGUUUUUCCGACAAAUUCACCAGCUUGAGCAGUCCCUUGCUGGUUCAGGUUACUAGCUUUGAAUGCGGAGGGAUGGCACUGUCCAUCUGUGCAUCUCACAAGAUCCUCGACAUGGCAAGCUUCUCUGCUUUCGUCAACUACUGGGCUUCCACUGCUUCUUCCACCUCGUCACCCAGCAGCACCAAAAACCACCCGGACUUCAACUUGGCUACUCUCUUCCCACCCGUUGACCUACCACCAGCAACAACCACCAUAAUUGAGCCUCUCCCAAAGGUCAAAAGCAUCUGCAAGCGGUUCGUCUUUGGACCGUCCGACAUAGCCAAGCUCAAGGCUCUUGCGGAGAAGAACAACGUCAAGAAUCCCACCAGGGUCGAACUAGUUCUAGCAUUAAUAUGUUCCUGUGCCAUCUCAGCAUCCAAGGCCUGUCGCUCUGGGAAGUCGACCUAUAAGUUGACUCAAGCUGUGAACUUGCGCCCUAGAUUGUCAACCUUGCCAGUGUCGGGAAGUGAUCUGUUACUGGGGAAUCUGUCUUCUGCUUUUGCAAUGAAGGUUGCAGGAGAAACUGAUGAGACGGACCUGCAUUUGUUCGUCGACAUGAUCAGGAGGGCGAAAACCGAGUAUUUCAGCGCCUGCACUGCGGGAACAGGUGGUGGCUGCGACCAGUUUCGGUGUUUUAUUGAAGAGACGAGGAAAGGGUUGAAGGCCGAGGAGGCGGAGAAGGUGUACGUUAGCUCGAGCUGGUGCAGGUUCCGGCUGUACGAAGCGGAUUUCGGAUGGGGGAAGCCCGUGUGGGUGACAUGUGGCAUUCGGGAGCCGAAGAUCGUGCUGCUGGAUACGAAAGAGGGAGGCGGGAUCGAAGCUUUGGUGUGUUUGGAAGAAGGAGAAAUGGCUGUGUUUCAGCACGACCAGAGGCUACUGGACUUUGUUCGAGUCAGCCCUGCCUGUUGUUAGUGUUGAAACUUGAAACAAUGUGACAGUCGAUGAUCAGAUAAGCUGGAGCUGAGCUAUGGCUGGUUUGUACACAAGAUAAUUGGCACGCGUUUUGCGGCGGUUAAUGAUGAAUGUUUAAUUGAGCUACAAUGAACUGAAUUAGAUUAAAGAAGUUUUUAUUGUAGUUUGAUUUCAAUUUACAAAAUCAGUGCCUUUUUAUUUUGAUUGUAUAAAAUUAUUAAAGAAACAAAUACCA